Aspergillus steynii IBT 23096 is the source of this 1143-nucleotide messenger RNA. RefSeq lists its product as uncharacterized. The transcript has 6 exons. NCBI's taxonomy places the organism in Eukaryota, Fungi, Ascomycota, Eurotiomycetes, Eurotiales, Aspergillaceae. Gene Ontology annotation, cellular component: tricarboxylic acid cycle heteromeric enzyme complex. Gene Ontology annotation, biological process: malate metabolic process; fumarate metabolic process; tricarboxylic acid cycle. Bases 1 to 1143 code for a protein of 380 amino acids. Gene Ontology annotation, molecular function: fumarate hydratase activity. The record is from RefSeq and is a predicted model, not a curated record.
AUGGCUUCCAGUACCUAUAGACAAAAAUCACUAACCGACUCCGAACUAUACUUCGAGUUCGGGGUCUGGAAGAUCGGCAAAAAUCUCUCAAGCAAAUUCCGACAACAGGAAGACCCACAUGGUGGCUUUACAUGCGAACGGCACGAGGUUUAUGAAGCCACAAGGAUUGAUCAACCUUCGAAGACGCCUGAUGUCAUCAAGAUCAAAAAGCAGAUUGUGUUCUGGAGUAACCGCGGUUAUUCCGAGCCUAGUGAUGAGGUUAACCGUGAAAUCUACAAUCUAUCGCAGUUAGAAGAAUGCCGAAGCACGCCCAAGCUUCUUGGGUACGCUGUCGGAACGCAAGACUCCAGCGACCAUCUACCAGGCGGGUACAUUGCAUAUAUCGUGAUGCAGAAGGUCCCCGGGGAGAAUCUACAUGGCUUCGACACACUUACGAAAGCGGAGCAAAAUCGUAUUCGAGUUGCAUUUAUAGAUAGUCUAUGGGAAUUGGUUUCCCGCUAUUUUACUCAUAGGGACCCACGAAGAGAAAAUAUUAUAUGGGACCCCAGAAUGGGACAAUGUUUUAUUGUGGACCUCGAAGACGCUGAGCAACAUACGAAUCGCACCAAGCAUGAUCCCGACUUUACUGUGGUCAGCCAGUGGUAUCCGGGCCGCCAUAAGACACGUGGCUUUGUACUUCCCUCAUCUACUUCCCCAACCCUCCCACCGGCUAUGAACUCCUCAUUCGCGUCCUCGCAGCCUCAUGCUGCCACAUCGACGCGGUAUUCGCAUCCGGACAAAUGCAACAAAUCCUACCCCGCACUGGGUAAGAAGACCCCUAUGCAUCCCAAUGACCAUAUCAACAUGUCUGGCUCGUCCAGCGAUGGUUUCGGUUCUGCGAUGCAUAUUGCCGCGGCUAUGGAGAUCGAAGGUCUUCUCCUGCCAGCGCUGGAUAGCUUGACGGAGGCUCUGAAAAGCAAAGCCCAGGAGUUCCAAGAUAUCAUCAAGAUCGACAGAACACACCUUCAAGAGGCUGUGUCUCUUUCAUUAGAGAAGGAAUUCUCCGGCUUCGUCGAGAGAUUAGAGCUAGGCAGGAAGCGUAUCGUUGAGACUGUAGAGGGUCUACGUUAUCUGCCGUUGUCACAAUACUUGACUAGGCCAUAA